Haemonchus placei is the source of this 393-nucleotide messenger RNA. NCBI's taxonomy places the organism in Eukaryota, Metazoa, Nematoda, Chromadorea, Rhabditida, Trichostrongylidae. The record is from the annotation of a GenBank genome assembly.
AUGACUUUACUAUCGCUAUUCUUAGGUUCCAAAACUGUGAUUCUUGACGAGCCGACUGCUGGUAUAGAUCCUUUCGCUAGACGUGCCAUCUGGGAUCUUAUACUCAAGUACAAAGAAGGCCGCACUGUUAUCAUAGCUACUCAUUAUAUGGAAGAGGCCGAUAUUCUUGGCGACCGUAUUGCCAUUCUAUCGGAGGCUAGCAACUCUCAUGAAUCUUAUGAGGUGAACGGUGAUGCAGAUUUGCUUCAUGUCUGUUCAGGUGAUAGUCUCGAGGAGUUCCUUUUAUGGCUGAACGGCUACGGAAAUAAGGUUGUGGUGCUUGACUGUUACCGUGGCCAAGCUGAGCUCGGUCUUUCUGAUUGGAGCAACUCCCAAGCAUGUCAUUUCAUUUAG